Cucurbita pepo subsp. pepo (vegetable marrow) is the source of this 913-nucleotide messenger RNA. RefSeq lists its product as uncharacterized. Lineage: Eukaryota; Viridiplantae; Streptophyta; Magnoliopsida; Cucurbitales; Cucurbitaceae. The record is from RefSeq and is a predicted model, not a curated record. Gene Ontology annotation, molecular function: protein binding. Gene Ontology annotation, biological process: SCF-dependent proteasomal ubiquitin-dependent protein catabolic process. Gene Ontology annotation, cellular component: SCF ubiquitin ligase complex; cytoplasm.
AAAUAAAAUUAAAUAAAGAAAAUGUAAAUCAGCCCGAAGACUGUACCCGCGAGAAACAUCUAAACUAUUUCCUUCAGAAUUUUCUUGAGAUUCUCAGUUUCUGUGGAGAGGUAAUUGUUUGACAAGAGAGUGACCACAUAUAUGAUCGAGCUGAAGAUGGAAAGAUUGCCAGCGGAAAUCUGCUUGAAGAUAUUCUGUUUGUUGGAUUCCCAGAGCCUCGCAACCGCACUUCAAGUUUGCAGGAAGUGGAACUCCUUAGCUUCAGACAAUAUCUUAUGGUCGAAUUUAUUCAAAGAGAGGUGGGGGGAAGACCAUGCUGCAUUUUAUCACCCAGUUGGUUCGAAGUCAUGGAAGGAUUCAUAUGAAGUGCAAGAUCGAUGUGAUCGAUUUGGACUGGGCCUAAGAAUAAUCCGAGAAGGGAGCGACUACUACCUCAUUCACCAAGGUGAAAUCCAGAGGCACCUGGGUUCAAGAAGACAAAAGAAUGGACAGACCAGUUUUCUUCCUUUGAGUUCAAAAAGAGAGUUGCUAUCAGAAGGACUUCUCGAAGAAGACAAAUCCUGUCGAGGAAUUCUGGAUAGGAUCCUUUUCUUCAUUGGAGACUUGGAAGUUGCUUCAACAGACGCAAAGCGUAGCAGGGCUCUGUGAAGCUUCCUUCAGUCAACAAAAAUUAUGUGAAUUUUAUGUAUAAUAAUCAUUUGUGUAUGUUGACAUUGAAUUCUGUCCAAGUGUAGAAUAUACAUCGUAUGUUCCUUGAAAUGCCAUAAAUAAGUUCAUCUUCUUCAAGCACUUUGUAUUGAGACCUCGAACCAAAGCCUUACACCGCCAGUAUGAGACCAGCAUACUCUACAAGGUGCUCAAUAUUUCUACGACCAAAUAUAAACAUGUAAUAUACAUGAGUCGAAGCGAAAAA